This is a messenger RNA of Trypanosoma brucei brucei TREU927, 753 nucleotides long. RefSeq lists its product as hypothetical. Bases 1 to 753 code for a protein of 250 amino acids. The transcript has a single exon. The record is from RefSeq and is a predicted model, not a curated record. Lineage: Eukaryota; Euglenozoa; Kinetoplastea; Trypanosomatida; Trypanosomatidae.
AUGACAGGUGCGGAUAGGUUUAACAGCCGGAGCUUGGUUAAGGCGCUUGACCACCCGGAACCUUUUGAGGAUUGGCUUCAGGGCACACGUUAUAUGCAAAAGUAUUUGCUUUCCUUGAAAUUUCAAACGUGUCGGGCACCGUACGUCCCGACGAGGCAGGAACAUUCGAAGGCCUCCUACCUCACUAUGUCAAAACGGAAGUGUGUCGACGGAAGUCAGCGUUCUAGGAAGGCCGAUGAGUUAACCACUGAGACCACAGGGGCCGCGGUUGGUGUCGCCACGCCCCUACAGCACGCUGCCUCUGCGGGAGGAGAUUCACAAGGUAGUGUGAGAAAGCACAGUGCACCGCAAAGGAAAGGACGCAAAAGUAGUGACAACUGUGCAGAUACGGCCGCUGUGGACGGUGUUGCUUCGUGCGAUAGAGACUUGCGGGGUAGUCUGCUGCGCUCAUACAACAGAAUAAAGGGAACGUACACGUCUUCAUUUCCUGCCAUGCUUACCCCUUACCGGCGCUCGUAUUGGACGUAUAAACAGAGAGAGAUGACCAAAGAUAGUUAUUCAGGUGGUAGUGGGGGACCGGCGGUAACAGGAGAGUGCGUAUCUGGUGGGUCUGAUCCACAGCAGAAAUCUAAACGCUGCCCUGCUGGGGCUCGGAGUGACGGUUUGCCCUCGACGACUGAGAGGACCUUUCUUACGGGACCACCGCGCUUCUCUCCCACUCCGUUACCAGUCACGCUGAGAAGGAAGCGAUGA